Messenger RNA from Trypanosoma theileri, 1050 nucleotides. Its product is annotated as methyltransferase domain-containing protein. Bases 1 to 1050 code for a protein of 349 amino acids. The record is from RefSeq and is a predicted model, not a curated record. Lineage: Eukaryota; Euglenozoa; Kinetoplastea; Trypanosomatida; Trypanosomatidae. The transcript has a single exon.
AUGUGCUCACCAUUAGAGGAGGUCAAGACUAUACCGAAGACCCGUGGUGGUGGCACUUUUAGCGACCCCGGUACCAUAAAUCUACAUGGCAAUGACUUCUCAUGGGAAGAGAAAAUGGAAGAGCUGUCUAGUGAUGAACGUAAGUUGGUGGAUGAAUAUCUUUGUAGGUGUCAAGAGGAAGUACGACAAUUGGAUCUGGAGAAUUUGGAAUUUCCUAUAACCGUUUGUGAAACAGAAGGGAACUCUUGGGAUUCACAUUACAAGGUGAAUAAGCGACAUUUUCCUCUAAAGAAUUAUAUUGUUCUUGCAUUUCCAUUGCUAAAAAGUAUUUGUUCUUCUCAAAGUCAAAAUGAAUGUAAAUAUAUUGUUGAAUGUGGUUGUGGUACAGGUAGUACACUUUUGCCCUUGAUGAGGCAAUUUAAAGAUAAUAUACAUUUUGUUGGAUUCGAUGUGUCUCAUAGCGCUGUUUCUACACUUUUAGAACAUCCAAUAGCUAGGGAAUUUACUGGUCAGGGUUCCCUUACAGCUUUCCCUUACGAUAUUUCUGGUGUUGGUACAUUGUCUUCAGAUGAACCAGAAAAAGUGCGUGCUAGGAAAGAAUACAGAGACCUAAAGGGUACCUUGGUAGAGAAAGUCCCAGGUUGUAAUGUUGGUGUAAAUGGUGUUAUUCUUGUUUUUGUUCUUUCUUCACUCCCGUCGUUUAAAUCAAUGUUGUAUGCCUUGAAAGAACUUGGAAGUGUUCUCAAGAAUGAUGGUUUACUUUUUUUUCGUGACUACGCUGUCCCAGAUCACAAUUUAUUCCGUUUUGUUAAACAAAGCAAUCCGACAACAAAUAGCCUAAGCUUUUGUAAAGGUGAUGGUACUCUGCAAAUGUUCUUUGAAAUUAACUUUACAAGAGAAUUGUUUAGACUAGCAGGUUUUGAAGAAGUUGACGGUCAGGGUUUGCAGUAUCAUUGUAACCGUAUAGUAAACCGAAAAAAUGGCAAGAAAAUGGACAAGGUAUUUAUUAAUGGAACUUUUAAGCUUUCAACUUCUUGUUCUUCCGAUUAA